Cicer arietinum (chickpea) is the source of this 2144-nucleotide messenger RNA. RefSeq lists its product as uncharacterized. NCBI's taxonomy places the organism in Eukaryota, Viridiplantae, Streptophyta, Magnoliopsida, Fabales, Fabaceae. The record is from RefSeq and is a predicted model, not a curated record. Gene Ontology annotation, biological process: proteasome-mediated ubiquitin-dependent protein catabolic process. Gene Ontology annotation, molecular function: protein binding; protein-macromolecule adaptor activity. Gene Ontology annotation, cellular component: nucleus.
CUUUUCCACUAAAUAUAUUUGUUUUCUUUUCCAUAUUCACAAUCUCUUCACCUCAAAACCCUAAUCCUAAUCCUAAUCCUAAUCCUAAUCUCAAUCCCUUUCUACUUCUUCCCCUUCCCUUCUUCGAUUCAAUUUUCUCCAAAUUCUCAAUGGACAUUCCAAAAUCACAAUCGGUCUUCAACAUCGUCGCUUCAAGGGCGCUCAAUUCCUUUCAAGUUCGAAAACGACCUCACAUGGAUGGAUGGUUUCAUGGUUUUCAAGAAAUCGGAGCUGUAGCUUCACAGCACAAUUCUGAAGACAUUGUUCCCAUCGCUCUCUCAUUCGCUAAGACUACAAAAUAUUCGCAUAUUCUCGCCUUAUCAGAUGAGGAGGGGUAUGUAAGAUUGUUUAAUACUCGCCGCCAAUUCGCAGUUCCCGUGUCCUUCGAAAAAAAUGCUGAGGAAGCAACGAUUUCUGAGUGGAGUUCCCAUUAUAAUGCAGUUUUUGAUGUUUGUUGGAUAAAGGAUGAUACGCAGAUCCUCACGGCAUCUGGUGAUCAAACGGUGAAGAUAUGGGAUGUUCAAGAAAAAAAGUGUCUUGGAACGUUAGCCGGGCAUAACGGGAGUGUGAAAUCUAUUUGUUCUCAUCCAACUAAUUCUGAUAUUAUUGUCUCUGGUUCAAGAGAUGGAUGCUUUCGUAUUUGGGACUUAAGAUGUAACUCCAAGUCAAAAAAUAGACGUGGAGAAGUUACCAUAGGUUCAACAGCUGUUGUUGAAGGAGCACAUGUUUCAUCUCAAGCACAGCGAGUAAGGAGGGGCAAGGUCAAGACUGCUUCCAUGAGCAUUACAUCUGUUCUUUGGCUCAAGGAUCAAUUUUCCAUAGCCACUGCUGGGGCAGUGAAUAGUGUGUUGAAGUUUUGGGAUACCAGAAAUCUUAAAAGUAUUGUCACACAGGCAUGGCCUCAGCCUCAGUCAACAGGAAAGCAAAGAUUACAUGGUAUAUCUAGCUUGUCCCAAGAUGACAGUGGAGUUUUACUCUCAGCUUCCUGCAUGGAUAGCCGAGUUUAUCUAUAUAAUAUACUUCAAGUUGAAAAGGGACCUUUAAGAUAUUUUGAAGGAGGUCGCAUAGAUUCAUUUUUUGUAAAGGCUGCAAUAAGCCCCGAUGCGUCAAACAUAGUUUGUGGUUCUAGUAAUGGAAAAGCAUAUGUUUGGCAGGUUAACAAGCCCCAGGUGGAACCUACCAUUUUGAAGAGUCAUGAUGAGGAAGUUACUGCAGUUGACUGGUGCCGCUCGGAUAUUGGAAAAUUAGCAACUGCAUCUGAUGAUUUCACAGUCCGGUUAUGGAAAAAAUGCAGUUAUGUUAGCACAACAAAGUCUCCAUUUGCCAUCCGAAGAAGAGUUAUGGCCAUGCCUAGUACAGAGUGCAAAAUGCUAUUAAAUAAUGAAGAAGUUGGCCCCAAGUCAGGUGACUCUGGUUUAUCAUCCAAUGAAGCACCGCAAAACCCAGUUAAGUCAGCCACUCCAGUUACACCACAAAAAAUGACAUCUGAAGGCCAUAAGAACCAACUUUCAGCAGAACUUGAUCUAACUAUAUCUCCUCAAAAAACUCCAGAGUGUGCUUUGAAGAGCCCUUCAUCUGUAUUGAACCCGCCACCCUCCCUGAAAAGAACUAUCCGGGAUUACUUUGUUGCAUCUUCAUGAAUCUUUUAGUAAGAUUAGGCUAACUAAAUUCUGUUGAAAAGUAGUUGUAGAUAGUGAUCCUGUGAUAGAGGUGGUAUGUGUGGCUUGGAAUUUCUUCAACCUUGUUAUUGGGUUAUUUGAAAUGUAAAGUGCAUAAGGAUUGGUUUUUGCAAGGAUUGCUAAAGCUGUACAAUUUUUUUGCUUCUGCUGAUUUGCCAGAGACAAUUGGUGUGUGCUAUAAUGACGAGCAUACAAAUUCUACAUUCAUGUUUUGAGCUAAACAAUUAGGCUAAGUAGUGGUGCCGGCUCAUAAAUGAUGGUUGAUUUACAUUAUUGAACCAUGAAUGGAAUGCAUGACUAGGCAUAAGAUGCUUGGCAUGUACCUUGAACACCAUAAGUGAAUAACUCAUGCUUUGUAGGUGCAAUGUACAGAAAUGAAUGCACUAAAGUUUUGAUUGUCCAUGUUUGAAGUGAUUUGUUUUUAUA